Eucalyptus grandis is the source of this 2619-nucleotide messenger RNA. Its product is annotated as receptor-like protein kinase FERONIA. The record is from RefSeq and is a predicted model, not a curated record. NCBI's taxonomy places the organism in Eukaryota, Viridiplantae, Streptophyta, Magnoliopsida, Myrtales, Myrtaceae. The transcript is spliced from 2 exons. Gene Ontology annotation, cellular component: plasmodesma; plasma membrane. Bases 1 to 2619 code for a protein of 872 amino acids. Gene Ontology annotation, molecular function: transmembrane receptor protein tyrosine kinase activity; ATP binding. Gene Ontology annotation, biological process: protein autophosphorylation.
AUGAAGAACAUGAAACCAUCACUUCUACUAUUCAUCUUCAUCUCGGUCUCACUCAAAGCACUCCCGAUCUCAAUCACUGGCAACAACGUUGACGCUUACCGCCGAUCGAUGAUAUUGCCGUCGAUCGCGGCUCCUCCACCGCUCCACCGUGGAGAACUGCAAUGGAUUGGAGACGUCGCCGCCCGUUCGGACUACUCUCCAAUUGGGAAAACUCACUCCUCUAUCACUACACUGGCAAGUAGUUCAUCUCCCGGCGUCCCUGGCACGGCCCCAUACCUCACAGCUCGCCUCUCCCGCUCUGAGUUCGCCUACACGUUCCGUGUCACCAUUUCUCCAACAUACCCCAACUUCCGCCGUGCCGAUUCCUUCUUCUCAGUCGAGGCCGCUGGCUACACCCUGCUCCGCAACUUCAGCGCUUCCCUCUUUGCUGAUUACACCCGCUCUGCGAGCUUCUUCUCUAAAGAGUUCUGCUUAAGUGUCGGAGAGGACCAGAUAUUGAACAUAACGUUCACUCCCACUCCUGACAAUUCAGACACGUAUGCUUUCGUGAAUGGAAUCGAAGUCGUUUCCAUGCCCGAACAUCUCUACUACAACACUUUCAUCGACUCAAACGAGGGAAUCGGGGUGGUAGGGCUACCGUCGCCACACACCUUGGGUACUGCUGAUGCUCUCGAAACGGUAAAGCGCUUGAACAUAGGAAGACGGUUUGUACGUCCAGCUGAAGACACGGGAAUGUACAGGACCUGGGAAGCAGAUGAAGACUACGUGACUUCCUCAGACAUCGGAAUUUUGCCAGUUAACACAACUAUCCAACUCAAUUACAGUGAGCAAGUGCCAAAUUACACGGCUCCAGAUGUAGUAUACACUGUUGCAAGGACCAUGGGAACGGACAAAAGAAUCAAUCUGAGCUACAACCUCACGUGGUCCGUCGAGGUGGAGACGAACUUCUAUUACUUCGUCCGGUUACACUUUUGCGAAUUCCAGAUAGAGAUAAAUGACCCCUUAGAUAGGGUUUUCAGGGUUUUCAUAGAUUUACAAUAUGCGGAUGUCAUUAAGUGUAGCAGGAAGGGCGUGCCUGUCUAUAGAGAUUUUGCAGUAGCCCUACAUCAUAGCCAAAAGAAAAGAACCAACCUCUCCGUCGCAUUGGGCGCGCUUCCAGAUCCUUACACUCUUUACUCUGAUGCCAUCUUGAAUGGCCUCGAGAUAUUCAAGAUCAACAAUCCUGACGGGAAUCUCGCAGGGCUGAACCCGGAUCAGGUCCCGAAUAAACUGCCAGGACCUCCAUCGGCAAGCAAGGCACCGUCGAGCCUCAGCAAAGCGGUAAAAAUUGCCACCAUUGCUGGUGGAACUUCGGGCUUCACCAUACUCUCUCUCCUGGCUUUCUUCCUUUACCGGCGACGAAACAGAGCGAAGGAUUCGACCUCGAGCGACGGCACCUCACGGUGGGGCCCAUUGUCCUACGCGACGACCAAGUCAACGAAGACCCAGGGGUCGUCGCGGCCAUCGGAUCUGUGCCGCCACUUCUCAUUAAAGGAGAUCAGAGCGGCCACGAACAACUUUGACAAAGGGUUUAUUAUCGGCGUGGGCGGGUUCGGCAACGUGUACAAGGGCUAUGUCCAUGGCGACGCCAACCCAGUAGCGAUCAAGCGGCUGAACCAGGGAUCGCAUCAGGGCCUUCAUGAGUUCAGGACCGAGAUUGAGAUGCUCUCGCAGCUUCGGCACCUCCACCUGGUCUCCCUGAUUGGGUUCUGCGAGGACGCGGGAGAGAUGAUCCUCGUGUACGACUACAUGGCACGCGGGACCCUCAGCGACCAUCUCUACAACACUGAUAAUCCCCCACUCCCCUGGAAGCAGCGGCUCGAGAUCUGCAUAGGCGCUGCGUGGGGACUCCACUACCUCCACAGCGGUGCGAAGCACACCAUCAUACAUCGCGACGUGAAGACGGCCAACAUCCUGCUCAACGAGAAGUGGGUUGCCAAGGUGUCCGACUUUGGGCUCUCGAAGGUCGGACCCACGAGCGAGUCUAAGACGCACGUUAGCACGGCCGUGAAGGGCACCUUCGGGUACCUGGACCCGGAGUACUACAGGCGCCAGCGGCUGACUGACAAGUCCGACGUCUAUUCCUUCGGUGUGGUGCUGUUCGAGGUGCUGUGUGCAAGGCCUGCCGUGAGCCGGAUGGCCCCGGUGGAGCAGAUUAGCCUGGCUGAGUGGGCCCAGAGUUGUUGUAAGAGCGGGUCCGUCGAGGAAAUGGUGGACCCGCACCUGAAGGGGGCUAUCGCCCUCGAGUGCCUCAACAAGUUCUGCGAGAUCGCUAUGAGCUGCUUACAGGACGAGGGGGCCAAGCGGCCAUCCAUGAACGACGUUGUGUGGGGCCUCAAUUUCGCACUGCAGCUACAGGUGAGCACAGAGCUGGAAGUGAAGGAUCAUGCGGGUGUGUCAGUGCAUGAUAGCGAUGGUAGCGACCAUGACGCAGCUUCGAUCAGAGGCAGCGGCAGCAACGAGGCGAUCAACACUAGUGAUAGCGAUAGUGGUCGUUGGAAGAGCAGUAGGGAAACUGCGACGUCGACCAGAGCCGGAAGCAACGAUGUUUGUGAUGAGACUAUGACUAGUUAUGACUAA